This is a messenger RNA of Bombyx mandarina (wild silkworm), 4174 nucleotides long. RefSeq lists its product as uncharacterized. The record is from RefSeq and is a predicted model, not a curated record. Lineage: Eukaryota; Metazoa; Arthropoda; Insecta; Lepidoptera; Bombycidae.
UCGUAUCAGUGUGGUCCCGGGCCGCGGUGUGCGUUGUCGUGUGUGCGUGGACACAUAGAGGCGCACAACAGUUCACGACGCGAUCAAAACAAGCUGAUUACGAAAUACGUACGUGUUUACGAUAGAUAAUGUACUCGUAGUGCUUCCAGCGACUUUCAUUACAAAAUAUAACCAGACUCGAACCUCGCGGUGCGCUGUCCCUGACAUCGUGCCGUAACUUCCACGUAUAAACAUUUAGUGAAAGAACUUUGGGACCGUCUAUGGUUAAUAUUCGUAUAAUUUAUAAUAAUAUUCAUAAUAUACACAUUCGUGCGAACAACAACAAGUGAUAGUGUGGUGUGACAGAGGCCCGUGGACUGUCGUCGAGUAUCCUCACUAUUCGCCACUCGUUUGUUUAUUUACAAUACAGAAGAGUCAACAAGUUCGUGAGCCGCCGCCGCGCCACCGCGCCGACCUGCGUCGCAACAAUAUGAGUUCAAACGAACUAGCUAUUGAAAAGACUUGAAACAGGCCAGAGCUUAACAUUCGGUAAUGACGGCUGCUCUGUGCAGGAGACGAGGGAGUCGCGCCGGGAUGUAGCGCUCGCCACAGAUGAAGUGGUGGCCGAGGGCGCUCUGUCUCUGGAGCGCGCUGAGUUUGCUGGCUGUGAUUGCACACACAGACAGUGAUGACGUCCCCGAAGUAGUAGUGAGUGCUGUGACGCUGGAGAGAGACGGAGCGGUGCUGGCGGAGGUGGUCCGCGCCGCCCUCAGCCGAGCCGGAGUCCACGCCCGGGUGUCUCCGCCGGCGCCCGUCUGCUCGCGGCCUGACUCCAGCGCCUGCCUAUACGCUACGCUGCGAGACCUCGUGCGCGGCUCGGUGACGGCGGCAUUGCUGCCCGUGGGCGCGCAGCUCCCGCCCGCGCUGCAGCUGCGAGACGCGGGGCUAGAAGAGCUAGGCGAUGCGGCCUCCCCCUCCCGACGCACCUGCCUCUCCUCCCCUCCUGCCCGAUCCCUGCUUGACCUCGCCGACGAGGAAAUCGCUCGUCUCUACUACGUCGCGCCCGACGUCCUGGGCGAACACAAUUAUACCAGGGUGUUAACGUUUCCUAAUUCAACUUGCAAGAUCGGAACUCGUUCCAAUGCUAACCAGAGCUGCACUCAAGAAACCGGCUUUGCAACUAUUCUCUCAGACGACCCUGACGAAGCGGCGCUGUUGACUGAAGUGGUAGCCCAGUGGGGACUGAGGGCACGAGUGGUAACCAGGAACGCUCACAACACCGCUCUGCCUCCUCCCGCCCUGCGCUGCACCACCACCGCCCUCCGCCGUCUCCGUCACUUCACUACCGCCGGCUAUAGACCUCUGGCACCGCCGCCUUGUACUGAGACUCACUGUCCCUUCGAGUCACGGCGACUCGUCAAACUCGUCAACGCUCGCCAGCUGACUCGCUCACCCAGCGCUUACAGGAUCCUAGGUCGGAUCGUUUUUGAGGAACAGGAAUUGGUCGAGCUCGCCGAACGAUCCCAUACGGUCGGGCCUGAGAUGGCGGCUCGUGAAUUCGUGGAGUCUCGGCCGCGCUGGGCAUCGCCCCCGGCCGAGGUGCGCGUUGCCGUGAUCGUGCCCGCCACCUCGCCCCGCCAGGUGCAGGACGCGCGUGCCCUGCGAGCCGCUGCCGAGCUCGCGGAGAAGGACAUCCUUGAGACCAAGGGAACGCUGCGUUUCAAAGUAGAACUCGUCGAUGGCGGAUGCGCCGCAACGCCUGCUUUUAAAUACCUCACAGACGCGCUGGGCACGGAGUACGGCGCUCUGUCAGCCGUGGCUGGACCGGCGUGCGGGGCCGCAUUCGCGGACGUUGCUCGGCAGAGUCCAACGCUGGCCUUGCCGUUGCUCGCGUACACACCACAAGCUCCUCCAUCGGACGGGGGGGGGCAUCUGGCGCUCCUAACGGGGGGCGACGCGCGGCUCUACACGGACGCCUGGGCGACUCUACUGAAUCACUUCGGGUGGCGGCGACUAGCAGUUCUCAGCGAGCUUUCUAUGCGACCUGCACUUGAAGUUUCACGUCUGCGCGUCGACAACAUAUUGGUGCACGUCGAACUCACCACAGACGCAGAAGAAGUGAACUUGGAACUUAUCAACGGCUGGGCGGAGCGAGCAGCACGAGAGAACGCGCGCGUGCUGCUGGUGAGUGCAGAGGACGCGCGCGUGGUGCGGGCGGCGCUGACCGCGGGACGGCGCGCCGGGCUCGCGGCCUGCGUGUGGCUGCUGCCCGCGCUGGAGCCGCUCGGGUCGCUCGCCGACGGACAUUUCAGCUUCGUCCCAAGCUGGUUCCUCGACUGGAAACCGGACUCUACGACUGAGCGUCGCCGAUGGACGUCGCGUUGGAACGAGCUAUGUGCGCGGGGCCCGAGGGGUGGCGGCGCGUGCCUCUCUCCACCGGCGACCGCGGCCUUGCUGUACGAUGUGCUUCAGCUCUGGGCGGCCGCGUUGCGCCGACUGCUAACCUCGCGCCCGGCCUCCCUCGACGAUCUGCACCGCAAAGAUGUAGUUCAGUUUCUCGUCGAAGACGCAACGAAAGCCAAUUACAGUGGACUCACUGGGGUAUUCAAGUGGACGACAGCAGAUGAGUCGAAAGCCCGCGUCGCGGAUUUGUUAUUGCUUCAGUGGAACAACGGGACAGCACGUCGCGUAGGGCGCUGGCACGACGGCGUCCUCGUGCUCGACGACGGUGCGAUACGGUGGAACACGACAGACGGCCGCGCGCCCGACGACGGCGCCGAGCGAUGCGCGCUGCAGCCGCUCGCGGACCUCCUGCGGGCUGACUGUCGCGUGGCUUUCGUGACCGUGGCCACGCUCGCCCUCGCGCUGGCGGUGAGCGCGCUGGCGGCUGGUGCCUGGCUCUGCAAGCGACGCGCCGAGCGGGAAUACCGCGCCCGCCUCGCCGAGUUAGGCCUGCGUGCGCUGGUGCCCGAGCCGGGCGGCCUCGACAAGUGGGAAGUUCCCCGCGAACGUGUCGUAAUUAACAGGAAGCUUGGAACUGGUGCCUUCGGCAUGGUCUACGGAGGUCACGCGCUGCUCGCCGAAGAUAGAGGAUGGAGCGCGGUUGCCGUAAAAACCUUGAAAGCGGGUGCGACAACGGAAGAAAAACUAGACUUCCUCUCGGAAGCGGAGGCUAUGAAACGGUUCGAACAUAAGAAUGUGGUCCGUCUCCUCGGUGUCGUCACGAAAACGGAACCCGUGUGCACAGUGAUGGAAUUCAUGCUAUACGGGGACCUGAAGAACUACUUGUUGGCGCGGCGCCACCUGGCGGGCGCGGGCGGCGCGGCGGCCGAGGAGGUGUCCCCGCAGCGCCUCACUGCGAUGGCGCUGGACGUGGCUCGCGCGCUGUCGUACCUGGCGCAGCUGCGCUAUGUGCACCGCGACGUCGCCGCCAGGAACUGUCUCAUCAGCGCUAACCGCGUCGUGAAGCUGGCAGAUUUUGGAAUGACUCGACUUGUGUUCGAGAACGACUACUACAGGUUCAGCCGCAAGGGGAUGCUGCCGGUGCGCUGGAUGGCGCCGGAGAGUCUCGCGCUGGGCGUGUUCUCCCCCGCCUCUGACGUGUGGUCAUUCGGCGUUCUGCUCUACGAAAUAGUGACUUUCGGCGCGCUGCCGUUCCAAGGGCUCAGCAACUCAGAGGUGCUGGCGCGCGUGAAGGCUGGCCAUACGCUCGACCUCCCCGCGGGACUGAAGCCGCAGCUGGAGGGCCUGAUGAAGUCGUGCUGGCAGCGAGAGAGGCGCGCCCGGCCCAGCGCGGCCGAGGUCGCCGCCUUCCUCGCGGACUGGGGCCGGCUGCUGACGCCCUGCACCGACGCGCCUCUCGACGCCCUGUCCUUCGACGGCGAGUGGCGCGCGCGGGGCUCGUGGGCCACACCGCUCACCGACACCACCUACCUCAGCGCCGACCUGCCGCGCGAUACCGACGCCUUCCUGCCAUCCUGACGCUCUCUCCGCCCUCGACUCUUCGUCCCUGGAGGAUGGGUGGCGCGCGCGAAGCUCUCGGGCCACACUACCUACCUCAGCGCUGACCUGCGCCCUCAAAGUCACAGCACGAGGUUUGUCAAAUCUUCUGGUCUAACUUUAGUAUCAUUUAUUUUUACGUAAGUAAGUAAUAAUAGUUAUAAAUAAAAAAUAAAACCAAUUUGUUUUAAAAGUU